This is a messenger RNA of Ostreococcus tauri, 498 nucleotides long. RefSeq names its product Basic-leucine zipper domain. The transcript has a single exon. The record is from RefSeq and is a predicted model, not a curated record. The coding region runs from base 1 to 498 and encodes 165 amino acids. Gene Ontology annotation, molecular function: DNA-binding transcription factor activity. Gene Ontology annotation, biological process: regulation of DNA-templated transcription. NCBI's taxonomy places the organism in Eukaryota, Viridiplantae, Chlorophyta, Mamiellophyceae, Mamiellales, Bathycoccaceae.
AUGCUCCCGGGAAGACCGUUAUUCACGUCCAACGCGCGAUCGCGGACGCACAGACGGUCGUUAUCGACGCCGAUAGACGCUUUCGCGUCGAUCGACUUAGCUCGAGCUUUGACGCAGACGCGCUCGGGGGAUGGCUCCAGCGCGCCGUCGCCCGCGGACGAGGAGAACGACACCGCGCAAAUGGUCGACGCGCUUGAUGAUAAUGCGCCGCUGGAUGUCAGAGAGCUCGCGAUGCGGGAUCCAAAGCGAGCGAGACGGAUCUUGGCGAAUCGACAGAGCGCGGCGCGGAGCAAGGAGCGGAAAGUAGCGUACAUGAGCGCUCUGGAACAGCGCGUGGCGGAGUUGGCGAGGGAGGAGGCGGAGUUGGAGCGAGAGAGAGAGGAAUUGACGCGGGAAGUGGCGACGCUGGGGGCGGAGAACGAGGCGUUGGCGAUGUUUAUGUAUGAUGGCGGCGCGUUCGCGGGAGGGACGCCGAGAAAGACGCCCGGAAGAGCUUGA